UAAUGAGAAUAAAAGAAUAAAAAAGAAGUAAAAAUAAAAAAGGAAAGAAAGAAUUGUUGAGUGCUGAUUUGUUUUUAUUUUUCCUUUUUCCCCCUCCCUUUCCGAGGAAUUAUUUCCCCUUCGCUCUCGAUCGCCAACAAACCCUAGAAAGCGAGCGACGUAAGCGCAAGUAAAAAGAGGAGAGCGGAAGCGUGAAGCAGAAGGAGAAGGGAACAAGCGUGUCGCAAGGCCCGCGGAGGACCCCUCACCGAUUCUUUUUCUUCAUUGUUUCGAUCCUUGAUUCAUACGGUCUUCGAUCCCGGUUUCGUUCCUGCCUCCUCUUCAUCCUUAGUUCGUCAGGGGCGCCUCGAAAUCUGCUACAUUGCUUGGAUUUCGGCUUUUUAUAUUGCCCACACGCCCUCUUGGUCUCCUCUUGCCUUCUGAUUCCCCCGGGUUCGAAGAAAAAGGUUUGUUUUGGCAAUUACAAGUACUGAGUUUACUGCUCCUUAUCGAUUUGUACAUUGCUGGUAUCUUCUUUUCGGAUUCCUCGGUGAUUUUUCUCGUUGGGGUCACCCUUGAUUCGUAUCGCCCGGGAUAUUCUUUGAUUCUAAGAUUGAGGCGUAUAGUUAGUGUUAAAGGUCUCAUCUUUUUUAUUCUGCUGCUCCUGGAAUGUGUGGGAAUUGGCAUGUUAAAGCGAGAAGGCCUGCGGUCGUGCUCCUUACAUCUCCGGACCCUUUGGAGUGAUCACGCUUCUGCGAUGGCUUUGAAUAAGCUUUUCCCCUCGCCAAGUCGCGGGUUUAGCCAGAUGAGUGUGGCCAACGAACAUGGAAGACUUCGUAGAAAGCAUUUGGUUUGCAUGGACAUUGGUUCCAACAAUAACUUGAGCAUGAGGGGCUGCUCCGACCGCCAUGACGGUGUCUCCAGAAGGGCAGAUGAAGAUAUCCAGAAGGCUCAUGUUGUGGGACCCCAUCGCCAUUUGGUUAAUGGUUCCAAAAUGGUUUUCUCGGAGGAUAUGGGGUUGAGUUUGGUGAAUGGAGAUGGAUCAUGCAAACAUGGAAAACCUCUAGAAUUCCCAGGCCAUCUAAAAUCUGAGAAAUUGGCCGUCGCUGUUGAUGUAGAUGAAGUUCUUGGAAGCUUUCUCUUAGCUCUAAACAAAUUUAUUGCUGAUUGCUACUCCUCCAAUCAUUCUGUUUCGGAAUAUUAUGUUUAUGAAUUUUACAAGAUAUGGAAGUGUUCUCAAGCUGAAGCUAAUAUCCGUGUUCAUGAGUUCUUCAAAUCUUCUUAUUUCAAAACGGGCAUUUAUCCCAUCCCUGGUGCUCGACAUGCUCUCGAUAAAUUAUCAACUUUUUGCAACCUAUCUGUGGUGACAUCUCGGCAGAAUGUCAUCAAGGACCACACUCUUGAGUGGAUUGAAAAACAUUAUCCUGGCUUAUUUCAGGAGAUCCAUUUUGGUAACCAUUUUGCGCUAGAUGGAGUAUCAAGGCCAAAAUCUGAGAUUUGCAGAUCUCUGGGAGCCCAUGUUCUGAUCGACGACAACCCAAAAUAUGCUCUUGAAUGUGCAGAAGUUGGCAUCAGGGUCCUACUCUUCGACUACCAUAAUUCAUACCCAUGGUGCAAGGCAGGUUCAGCAACUUCACAUCCAAUGGUGACCAAGGUGCAUAACUGGCAAGAAGUAGAACAGCAGCUGUUUUCAUGGAUACCGACGUGAGAGACACUCAAGAUUUAUGGCUCACACUCGGCGAACUACUACAUUUACCCUCUAAUGAGGGGCCUGAUUCAUUCUUAGCAGGUUAUUUAGGUGUAUUUAGAAGGAUGAAGGGUUUCUAGUAGGCCCCUUUGUUUAGAGUAAGAAAAGAGAAGGAAAAUGUGAUCAAGUGUGGUUAAUCAUUUUUUAAAGUCUGAUGGAAAACAAAAAGUUAAAAGACUGUACAUACAUAGAUAGAGCAACUUACACAAUGGAUACCAAUUUGUUGAGCACUAUCACGGUUAUUUCAUCCAACACCAUUUAUAUCUCA
Messenger RNA from Musa acuminata subsp. malaccensis (wild Malaysian banana), 1994 nucleotides. RefSeq lists its product as uncharacterized. The record is from RefSeq and is a predicted model, not a curated record. Gene Ontology annotation, biological process: deoxyribonucleotide catabolic process. Gene Ontology annotation, molecular function: 5'-nucleotidase activity. Lineage: Eukaryota; Viridiplantae; Streptophyta; Magnoliopsida; Zingiberales; Musaceae.